This is a messenger RNA of Trichophyton benhamiae CBS 112371, 303 nucleotides long. Its product is annotated as conserved serine-rich protein. The transcript has a single exon. The coding region runs from base 1 to 303 and encodes 100 amino acids. NCBI's taxonomy places the organism in Eukaryota, Fungi, Ascomycota, Eurotiomycetes, Onygenales, Arthrodermataceae. The record is from RefSeq and is a predicted model, not a curated record.
AUGGAAGAAGCAGACUCGUUUGCCCAAGAAUUCGACACUCGUAUCCCCUCUAACCACGCCAAACCCGCCCUCAGUGAUGCAUACCAGCACAGCGGCAAAGAUGCAAAACACCCGAAACGACCAUCAAGGGAAGAACUAAGCGAGGAUGAAAGACGUAGGAUGGACAAGGAAGAGGAAGACGUGCAGCGGCAUAAUGAAGAUAUGGAGCAUCGGCACGGCCGGGCAGCCAGUCAGAUCACGCAGGAUGGAAAGGUUGAAACGAUAGACGAGAUGGAAGAGGUACGGUUCAAGAGCGAGGAGUAG